This is a messenger RNA of Spinacia oleracea (spinach), 828 nucleotides long. RefSeq lists its product as uncharacterized. The transcript is spliced from 5 exons. NCBI's taxonomy places the organism in Eukaryota, Viridiplantae, Streptophyta, Magnoliopsida, Caryophyllales, Amaranthaceae. The record is from RefSeq and is a predicted model, not a curated record. The coding region runs from base 217 to 648 and encodes 143 amino acids.
AUAGUACUAAGAGUUCCAGGACAACUGAAAACUGCAAAGAGUAAUCAAAGAAAGAAAGAAAGAGAAGUAGAGGGUGUUUGUUUCGUGGGAAUUGGAGAAGACGAAAGAAGAUUACGAGACUGAAGAGAGGAAACAAGCUGCUGCAGAUGUUUUGUUCAAUUACUCCAAUUUGUGGUGGCCUGUAUUGGAAGUCGUGUUCGUCCUUGUGAUUUGAGAAUGCAUCUUAUGAAGAUCACGAGUACAAAGGUGGAGCCGCCACCAUCGCUGCCUAAAUUGAUGACACUUACUAAGGGUUUAAAAUUGGCUGAGCAGUGGGUGAAGAAUAUGCCUGGAGAUGUGGAGGAAGCAGUGGAAAUUGAAACGGAAUGUAGACCUUCUAGGCUUGGUCUUGGGGCAAAAGUUCCUCGAAGAUCCCAAGUUGGACCUUUAACUGAUCCUGUAGAAAGAAGAUUGCAUAACAAGUUUGGUCUGAGCAGAAAGAAAACGGCUGGUGAUGAGGUUUCCAAUCCACCUCCAAAGAAUGAAAUAGAUAAUGAUAAUGAUGAUGAUGACGACGAUGAAAAUAUAGAUAGCAGAACUAAUUCUUUUUCCAAGAAGAGAGUUGCUCCUCUCUCCAGAAUACAGCAAGCAAAGAAGAAAUUCAAGUAACUAUCUUUCUCGUUUGUCCUUGAAUCUUUUUGAUGUAUUAAUUAUCCCGAUGAUAAUUGUUAAAUUUUUUAUUUAAUGCUAACUCUUUGGAGAUCUUGUAUGACUCUGUGAAUUGAAUUAACUGGUCCAACCUCAGAAAUGUUCCCAGAGGGAUCUUAUGCCAAUUCCAGUUUCAAGUUC